Messenger RNA from Paramecium tetraurelia, 1845 nucleotides. RefSeq lists its product as uncharacterized. The record is from RefSeq and is a predicted model, not a curated record. Lineage: Eukaryota; Ciliophora; Oligohymenophorea; Peniculida; Parameciidae. The transcript is spliced from 8 exons.
AUGUAACCAUUAUUCAAACAAAGGAAACCAGCUAAUCUGAUCAUCCAAUCUUCUGAAGAGGACAAAAUUGUCUAACAAUAAAUCUAAGAAUUAGACACUUUUGAAGAAUUUUGUAGCAACAUACCAGAUGUUGAAAACUAAGAACUCAAUUUUACUAAGGAAUCCAAAUCCUUUAGUUCUCAACCUAUCAAUUUGCAAGAAUCUCAAGAAUUUCAAUACAAUCCAAAAUUUAGUGAUCAAAAAUAAGAUGAAAUUUAAGAGUCACAUCCUAUACAAUAUAUUGAAUUUGUAGAGUUUCAUCCCCAAAGCAUCAAUUCUGGCUAAUCUGAAUCCAAUUAUUAAAGAAUCGAUUCUCAACCAAGUCCUAAAGACAUUAUGUAAGAGCCUCCAGCUCCUUAAAAUAAAAACUUGACUAAAUUUAGCUUUCCUCAAAAAGGUGGUUGUUUCAGUAGUUUGAAAAAGCAACUUUGUGUUGAAUAACCUAUAAUCAUUAAUCAUGGAAAUCAGAGUGAAUUUGAAGAAACACUUGUUAAGCAGCAUAACAACUAAACCAUUCCCAAAAGUGUAUAAGAUGAUUUGAUUAAACAAAUUAAGGAAUUAAAUGAUUAGAAAAAUGCUAUUGAAACAACUUUGUAAACUUAGAUCUAAUCACUUUAAAAUUAAAAUCAAAAAUUAGAAUAAGAAUUGGUUCAACAGAAAUAAAAGAAUUGUUCUCUAGUCUAAGAAAAUAUGCUAUUACAAUCCAAAAUUUAAAUUUUAGAAUAAAAAAAAAGCACUGAUCUAAAUAACAUCACUGACUUUUCCAAUGAUUUAUUACCUCAUAAAUUGUCUAUGAAUGAUAAAUUAGUAUAUUUGUUACAAAAAUUGAACGCUAAAACAUCAGAAAAUGCAAAACUUCAAUAUGAAAUUUUGAAAUUGCAAAAUAACAUUGAAAUCUUAGAAACACAAAAGUAUUUGCAAAUCAAUCCAAAUUUACUACUAGAAACACAUAAAUUGUAGCAAAGUCACUCUCCUCUAAUCCAACCAUAAUCCUAAAAUAGAGGACAAUCCCUUAGUAAAGACAGCAGAACCAGUCUUUUAAAUUCAUAAAAAUACCCUCUCAAUUUAUCCCUUAAUUAUGUUUACUAAGGAGAGAGAAGACAAGAAGUCUUUAUAAAUAAAAAGAAUCGAAUUAUAUCUCCUUUGGCUCAUUAUAGUUCAGUGGGUGAAUAACAAUAGCUUUAAUUAACAAACCUCUAGAAGAAUAAAGUUUACAAGGAAGAUGUGAAUUAUAAUAAUAAAAUGCACACUAAAAACAGCACUUCAGUUGGGGAAUUAAUAUCGUUUAAAUAGGACUUAACUAACUGUUCGAAUAUGAUCAAUAAAGCUUUAAGAAAAGAGUCCUAUUCUACAUAAUCUCCAGAUGGCAAAGUUACCCAAAAAUUCAAACAAACCUUAAAUGCAAAAAUAGGGGCUUAAUAAGAAAACUCAAAGUCUUAUGCAAGUCUCUUAUUUUCUCUUGGAGAAAAGCAGAAAGAUGUAAGACAAAUGUCUCCUAAAGGAGGCAAUAAGAAAUCAAAAUAAUUAUUUGGAUUCAUCAUGUAACCCCAUCCAAAUUCAAGAAAAUAAUCAGAAAUUUUGAAAUCAGAAGAAUCUCAUAAAAUGAGUCACGAAUAGCUAAAGAUGUCAGAUAAAAAAAAUACAUUGCAAACUAGUAUUGACAUAUUUUAAAUAAUGAGGGAUAUGAGAGUUAAAAAAAGUGGGAUCUCGACUAAAUAAAGUUCAAAAAAAGGACAAGCUGCAACUAGUAGAUAAUUGAUCACUGAAAUCAAAAGUAGCAGAACCAAUAAACCAAGUUUUGAUUGA